Messenger RNA from Papaver somniferum (opium poppy), 638 nucleotides. RefSeq names its product protein transport protein Sec61 subunit gamma. Gene Ontology annotation, biological process: protein targeting; post-translational protein targeting to membrane, translocation. Gene Ontology annotation, molecular function: transmembrane protein transporter activity. The coding region runs from base 69 to 278 and encodes 69 amino acids. Lineage: Eukaryota; Viridiplantae; Streptophyta; Magnoliopsida; Ranunculales; Papaveraceae. Gene Ontology annotation, cellular component: membrane; Ssh1 translocon complex. The record is from RefSeq and is a predicted model, not a curated record. The transcript is spliced from 3 exons.
CGGACUCGAGAAAAUUGAACUUAAAAUGGUGGAUUUCUCUUUUGUCUCCUCUACACGCUUCAACAGAAAUGGACGCAAUUGAUUCAGUAGUUGAUCCAUUGAGAGAAUUCGCUAAGGACAGUGUUCGUCUCGUCAAGAGAUGUCACAAACCUGAUCAGAAAGAAUUCACAAAGGUGGCAUUCCGUACUGCGAUUGGUUUUGUUGUGAUGGGGUUUGUUGGGUUCUUCGUCAAAUUGAUUUUCAUCCCUAUCAAUAACAUCAUUGUUGGAUCUGGUUAAGACAUUAGGAAAUAGAAGUUAUAUGGCUUUAAAGAGCAGAAGUUAGGAACCUGCAAGGAUGCUAAACUACACGGUCUCAGGCUUCUUCUUUGUGUAUCUUCUUUUUGGACAAAGCUCCUCAUCUGUUAAACAUAUUUAAGAGCAACAGUUAAAUUCAUUUUACUUUCUUUUUCUCUUUUAGGAAUAACAUUGAAAUUAGUUCCUUUUCUUUUUUCUGUUUACCCUUAAAUAUAGAGUGUAGAAGGGGUAACUCUCUCACCAGUUUCUGGUUCAACUGUAUCUAUAUUUGAAGGUUUCGUUUGUUGGGUUUAGGUGCAUCAGCUCGGAGUGCUAAACUUUCUUGCCACCUCGGUUUAUCUU